AUGAUGAUGAGCUUAUCAACUAAAGCUUACAAUUUGCUUACCAUCAUCUUUUUACUAAUAUUAAUUCUAAAAGUAACAUCAACGGCUAGUCUGCGCUAUGCCAGGCCAGGUUGCAGGGAUAGAUGUGGGAAGGUGAGAAUCCCGUUCCCAUUUGGCAUCGGCGAAAACUGUGCUGUCAACAAAUACUACGUUAUUAAAUGCGUCAACUCGUCGACACCAUAUCUAUCAGCUCCUGCACUCAACCACCUUGAAGUCAUGAGUAUUGAUAUGAAACGUCACACUGUCACUGUUAAUAAUGCGCGAACAUCAAUCUCAGAUUGCCAAGAUCAUCCAGUAGUCCUGAAUAGCAGCAGUAGUCGUAGUAAUCUACGGAUAAAGAGUGUCGAUCUUGAUACGACCCCCUUCCGGUUUUCCAUAUCUUAUAACAUUCUAGUGGUUGAGGGCUGUGGCAAUGUGAUCAUCUCGCACAACAGUACUGUGCUCAGUGGGUGUUCCACCAUUUGCCGUAAUUAUAAUAGUGAUAGUAGUAUCGCUGCAGUUGUGACAAGAGAGAAAAAUAGUAAUGACUGCCUUGGUAUCACUUGUUGCGAAACAGGAUUUGGCGAUGCAGAGGAUCUGACGUCGUACACCGUGGAGCUGAUCACAGGGUUGGAAACGAAUGACAGAAGAGGAGGUUUAUGUGGGUCUGCUUUCUUGGUGGAUCGAGAUUUAUAUGUUCAAGGAAGGUUCUCAAAAGGGGUGGUUGUUCCGGUGACACUUGGUUGGACUCUUACAGAAUAUGACUUCCAACAUAUAACUUGUUGUGAUCGAGUCGCUGACAGAGAUUACGGCAUGUUUACGACGACUAUGCCAGUGCUUAUGUCUGAUGGUACUUCUAGUUAUUCAUUAGAUUGUAAAGACUCGUCCAAUAUCGAAGGAAACAUUUAUUUAAGAGAUGGAUGCGCUGUCAAGGCAGAAUGCGCAAGUUGCAUGGCAAAAUCAGGAGGUUACUGUAAUUACAAUAACCCGACCUUCGAGUGCACCCCUACUGAUCAUGCAAGUCCACAGUUAUCCAAGGGUGUCAUUCUUGGUGUUAGUAUUAGCAUGGGAGUAGUUUUUCUUGUUAUGUUCUGCAGUGCAUUGUACAAACUGUACAAAAGAACAAUAGACAAGAGACGACGAAAGAGGUUUUUCAAACGCAAUGGUGGUUUGCUUCUAAAACAACAAGAAGAAGCUCAUCCAUCUAUAGUUCAUAAAACGAUACUUUUCACGGCACGGGAGUUAGAUAAGGCUACUGAAAAUUUCAACGAGGACAGAAUUAUUGGCCGAGGAGGCCAAGGUACCGUUUACAAGGGUAUGUUAGUUGAUGGAAGGAUUGUGGCGGUGAAGAAAUCAAAACUAGUUGAUGAAAGCCGGUUAGAGCAGUUCAUCAAUGAGGUCGUCAUUCUUUCACAAGUAAAUCAUAGGAAUGUGGUUAAGUUAUUGGGAUGUUGUUUAGAGACAGACGUUCCUCUUCUAGUGUCUGAGUUCAUUCCAAAUGGUACCUUGUACAAACAUCUUCACGAUGAGACUCAUGAGUUUCCAAUUUCGUUAAAUAUGAGAUUGCAAAUAGCUGUAGAUGUUGCAGGGGCACUUGCUUACUUGCAUUCAGCAACUUCCAUUCCAAUAUACCACAGGGACAUCAAAACCACUAAUAUACUUUUAGAUGAUAAAUAUAGGGCCAAAGUUUCAGAUUUUGGAACUUCAAGGUUUGUAUCAAUAGAUCAAACUCAUUUGACUACCUUAGUUAAAGGUACGUUCGGCUACCUAGAUCCUGAAUAUUUUCGAUCUAGCCAAUUUACCGAAAAGAGUGACGUUUAUAGCUUUGGAGUUGUUUUGGUUGAACUUUUAACCGGAGAGAGGCCAAUUUCGCUAACUAGAUUUGGAGAACACAGAAGUCUGGUUACAUAUUUUAUGUUGGCUAUGGAAGAAGGACGUGUUAUGUCUACUUUUGAUGCAACAGUCACUAAAGAAGGUACUAGGGAUGAGCUUCUUUCGAUAGCUAACCUUGCAAUGCGAUGCCUCAAUCCAAAUGGAAUAAAUAGACCAACAAUGAAAGAAGUAGUUAUGGAGUUGGAAACCAUACGAACAUCAAGCAUUCUAUCUACGGCUCAAACCAACAUCAUACCCAUGAUAUAUGGUAAAUCAACAUCAACAAGUUUUGAUGCAUUAAGUAGUCAAUGA
Molecule: messenger RNA, 2202 nt
Organism: Erigeron canadensis
Lineage: Eukaryota; Viridiplantae; Streptophyta; Magnoliopsida; Asterales; Asteraceae
Product: wall-associated receptor kinase-like 9
Exons: 3
Coding region: 1-2202 (733 amino acids)
Biological process (GO): protein phosphorylation; cell surface receptor signaling pathway
Cellular component (GO): plasma membrane
Molecular function (GO): protein serine/threonine kinase activity; ATP binding; polysaccharide binding
Source: RefSeq, a predicted model, not a curated record